CCGUGGCUUCAACACACCACAGUGCAGACAUGCCGCGAUACGGGAACAACCCCACAGGGUUGGCAAUAAAACGCCACAACAUAAGGAUAUGGUGUCAUGAGUGUGACAUGGGCCGAUUGCAGCGGGUAGUGUGGGAGGGGCACGGCACGCGGCUGCUCUCUGAAGUGUCCAGCCAGCCGGUUGUCAAGCGGUUCCUGGAAGCCGUGCCUUAUAUCAUGAACACAAUCCGAGAUGUACACAACGCUGUUAUACAGAACGAUCUGGAGGGUCUGAUGAGGCUCACGGCCGAUCCUAUACCCUCACAAGUGUUUUCUAGUCGAGAUGUUAACGGAAUGACUCCUCUACAUAAGGCAGCCGGAUUAGGACAUAAUGGUAUAGUGAAAUACAUAAUUGAGAAAUAUCCUCAAGGAAUACACGACGUUGAUCAUGAUGGACGGACCCCCCUGCAUUACGCCGCAAUUAUAAGGGACGAGCAGCACACAUACAAUACGCUUGUCGGUCUCGGCGCUGAUGAAAGUGUUGUUGAUAAUAAAAAUAAAACACCCGGCUAUUACAUAAAUAGACCGCAAGAAAUUGAUAAAAACACAUUAAAAGUCUUGCCUGAUGCCCCUCGAACACCUUCAAGUGCAUAUCCAACGUCUUGGGAUUGGAAAAUUUUAGAUAUCGAACAUUUAGCUGAUUUCAAUAAAAAGCCCAGAAAGAAGAAUUUGAAAGCAUCAAAUGAAAACAUAUCUUCAAAAAAUAAUACUACCACGUUAUCAGAAACUGUCGAAAGUCAACCAAAUGUUAUGAAAAAUAGUAACACGCACGAUCUCAUAAGUACAUUACCAGAAUUAGAUGACACAGAUAAAAUGGAAAUACAGAAAGAUGAAAACGUUCAAGAUAUAAAAGAUAACGAGGUUUCAGAAGUUAUAGAGGAACAAAACUCAAAAGAAAAUACCAACGAAAUUACCAAUGAACAGGAAGAAGUCAGUCACAACACUAUAGCGAACGGUACUGAGAACAACCAACUUGAUUCAGUAGAAAUAGGAGAAAACAAAUCAGAUGAAAAAGAAGAUGACGAUGCAAAAACAGAAAACGUAAAUGAUAAAAUAAUACUAAGUAAUGAAGAAAGCACUCAUGAAACUGAAAAGGAGGAACCAUCUGAUGUAAACAAUUUACCUGAACAUGAAACUGUAACAAAUUCGCAGACAGAAGACAGUAAAAAUAAACAUAAUGAUGAAGAACAAGAACAGCAACAUGAAAAUGAACGUCAAGAAACAAUUGACGACAAACGUGAAGAACAUGUUGAAGAAAUUAGCGACCAUACAAACAUUAUAGAUAAUGAAAGCGCGAAGAACGGGAAUGACACCUGUCAUAAAACUGAACAAGACGUAAAUUCUAAAGACCGGCAAAACAAUAGUACUGAAUCAGAUCCUAAUGUUGCAGAAAAUGUCCAAAAAGAACAAGAAAUAGAUAUUGACAAACAAGUUUCGAAUAGUACGGAUAUGAAGAAUUCUCAAGAUACGCCGAACGGUGAGUUUGUAUCCGAAAAACCAGAAAGCGAGUCAGAUCCUAAAAAUUUUGAUUUAAUAAAAGAAGAGAAGGUAUCAGAUCCCAGAAAAGGACCAGAAGGUAAUAAUAAUUCAAAUAACAACGAAGAUGAUGACGAUGUACAAGUUCAAGAAAAAUCACAUUUAGAAUCACACGAUAUACCUUUAACUGAUACUAUAGAAGUCUCAGACUUAAGGUCAGAAAUAACUAGUGCUAAAGGAAGUAAAAAUCCUGCUUCCUUUAGUGUAACAACAAGUGAUACUAUUUAAAAAAUACUAACAUUACUAAUAAGAUAUUUGAGGGGUCCCUAUUAAGUUAAAUAUUUUUGGUUGUUUUAAUAAUUAAGGAAAGCUGAUCGAGGGCAGAAAUACUCAGGAAAGUCUUAUAGAAGGUCUUAUUAGCAGUGAGCCUGAACAAGAUUCACAAGAUGCUAGUA
This is a messenger RNA of Papilio polytes (common Mormon), 1969 nucleotides long. RefSeq names its product nuclear transcription factor Y subunit gamma. Bases 30 to 1802 code for a protein of 590 amino acids. The transcript has 6 exons. NCBI's taxonomy places the organism in Eukaryota, Metazoa, Arthropoda, Insecta, Lepidoptera, Papilionidae. Gene Ontology annotation, molecular function: protein binding. The record is from RefSeq and is a predicted model, not a curated record.